CUGGAGUCUAACGUGAGUUGGUUUUUAUGGUUUUACAAUUUAAGACUAUAAUGAUGCUGGUGUGCGUAGUUGGUAAAGAAGUAGAAAUGCUGUCAAACAAGCAAGAAGAAAUAACUAAAUUUCCAUUAAAAGCAAUGGAAUUUACUAGAGGAUAAUGAGAACACAAGUGAUCCAAAACCUAAAGAACAAAGUGAAGCCAUGGAACUAAAUGAAACGGAGGAGAAAUGCCAAAAGAAACCAAGACAAGAAUCUUUCAGUUCCUCACAAAAAAAAUCUCACAGGACCAAAAAAUCUCGCACAUGCCCUCAGUGUGGAAAGAUUUUUAUGCGUAACGAACACCUCAAAAUGCACCUGCUCAUUCACACCGGAGAGAAGCCCUUCACGUGCCUUCAGUGCGGACGAAGCUUCAGAUGUAAAGGAGACCUGACGAAACACACGAGGAUUCACACCGGAGAACGUCCGUAUGCAUGUCCUCAGUGUGGAAAAACCUUCCCGAGUGCAUACGUCCUCAAAUCUCAUCAGCUCCUUCACUCUGGAGUGAGAUCUUUUAGCUGUGAUCAGUGUGAGAAAACAUUCAUCCUGGCCACGCACCUACAGAGACACUUGAAAAUCCACAGCGAUAGGAAGCCCUGCUUAUGUUCGUUCUGCGGAAAGAGAUUUUUUCAUUUAAAGGAGCAUCAGAAGAUGCACGCCGUUGUGAGAGAUCACCUGUGCUUUGAGUGUGAGAAGAGUUUCACCUCGGCCAAAUCAUUAAAACAGCAUCAAAUGAUUCAUACUGGGGAGAAACCGUAUAAAUGCACACGCUGCCAAAAGAGAUUCACUCAGUCAGGAACGCUGAAAGAUCACGAGAGAGUUCAUACUGGAGAAAAACCAUAUCAGUGCUCUUCAUGCAGGAAGAACUUUAGCAGAUCAAGUAAUUUACAGACUCACAUGAGAAAGUGUUGCCAAAAUUCAUCUUCAUAUCAUAAAGAGUUUUAGUCAAAGAUGAAAUGAUGUGUUGGGGCGAAAAAAAGAGGAAAUGUUUAGAUGCUUUAGAAAGUAAUGUGUUUGUAACACAUUUUAUUUCAGUGUGUAAGCUUUCUGACAUGCAAUAUGUUAAAAUAAUGAUCCUCUUACAAUUAAUGUAUUUUAGAAAGUACUGAAGCCAGUAUGCAUUAAAUGAGUUUUAAUAUUGUAUUUAAAUGUGUAUUUUAGCAAACAGAAAAAUGUUUUUUUCUGUGCUGACUAUAAAAACAUGAAUAAUGUGAUUAUAUGCCAUCAUAUCAGUAGUUCUUGUUAAAAAACAAACUUUUUUCAUUAUGCACCAGUUCGUCUAAAUCUAAGUUGACCAUAUUUUGGCAGUGCCACAAAUGUUCCACCAGGUGGCGCUUUUGGUUGCGCUUCAGCGUAGUGGGAGGAGCUUGACCUAUUAGCUCCACCUCCUGUGACAUAAUGGGCGGGGCCAUGUUUAGCGAUAGGGUUGUGGUUGAGUCGUCUAGUUCCACUUAUUGGCUUUGCAGUGAGCUGCCUCUCUUUUUGAAUCCAUCUUGAUUCCCAACUGCUUUAAAACUGCUGUUUAACAGACCCUGAAGAAAAAGCAAGCAGGAGGAAUUACUCCAGGAGAAACAACUGACAUACAAUUGGAAAGAUGGAUUUUGAGGAAGAACCCUGCAGAAUGAGCAAUGAAGGUACAGAGGAACAAACAGACGAAGCUGGAAACACAGUCAUUUCACAGACUAAAAAGGAUGUCCGAAGAAAACAAGCUAGAAAAACUGGAGUCAAAAAGCCUUUCACCUGCUCCGACUGCAGAAAGAGUUACUCACAUAAACCAGACCUUACAAGACACAUGAGAUUUCACACUGGAGAAGGACUGUUCACAUGCACUCAGUGUGGAAAGGAUUUCACAGAGAAAGGAAAGCUGGAUGUACACUUGAGAGUUCACACUGGAGAAAGACCGUUCACCUGCACUCAGUGUGGACAGAGUUAUGUACAUAAACCAGACCUUAACAGACACAUUAGAAUUCACACUGGAGAGAGGCCUUAUACGUGCACUCAGUGCGGAAUAAGUUUCAUCGACACACAAUGCUUAAAAUCACACAUGAGAAGUCACACUGGAGAAAAACCAUUUACAUGCACUCAGUGUGGAAAGGGUUUUACAUCUAAAAGUUUUCUGAAAAAACAUCAGCUUUCUCACUCUGGAGUGAGAUCAUUCAGCUGCGAUCAGUGUGAUAAAACAUUUGUUUUGGCAACUUAUUUAAGAAGACACCUUAAAGUUCAUAGUGGUGUGAAGCCUCACGUUUGUUCUUUUUGUGACAGGAGUUAUAUAACUCUGCAAAAGCUAAAAGAGCAUGAGCGUACUCAUACUGGCUUGAAACCUUACGCGUGUCUUGAUUGUGUAAAGAGCUACACUACAUCAGAUACUUUAAAAAUACACCAGAGGAUUCACACUGGAGAGAAACCAUACAUGUGCUCGCACUGUGGAAAGUGUUUCUCUCAUUUAUCAUCCCAGCAAGCUCAUGAGAGAGCUCAUACUGGAGAGAAGCUGUACCAGUGCUCUUCAUGUGGGAAGAAUUUUUCUCACUCGUCUAGUUUGCAAGCUCAUAUUAAAAAAAAGCGUUGCCCAAAGUUGCCCAAGUGAGAAAUGUUUCACUUUUUAGAUUCAUCACAUCACUUUUGGUGAACAAGAUGAAAAGAUAUUAAAUCAGUCAAUUUUGGCUAUGGGUUAUUAAUGAUGUCUUUUAUUGCAUAUACACCCUUUUAAAUGUAUUCUGAUUGCAUGUUUUGAAACAGUGAAAAA
Labeo rohita (rohu) is the source of this 2776-nucleotide messenger RNA. Its product is annotated as gastrula zinc finger protein XlCGF7.1-like. Lineage: Eukaryota; Metazoa; Chordata; Actinopteri; Cypriniformes; Cyprinidae. The transcript is spliced from 5 exons. The record is from RefSeq and is a predicted model, not a curated record. Bases 1628 to 2617 code for a protein of 329 amino acids.